Camelina sativa (false flax) is the source of this 1764-nucleotide messenger RNA. Lineage: Eukaryota; Viridiplantae; Streptophyta; Magnoliopsida; Brassicales; Brassicaceae. The record is from RefSeq and is a predicted model, not a curated record.
UUUUGUGUUUAUAAAAAAAACCCAAAGUAUCACUUUCGUUCGUUCGUUCCUUCGUUCCUUCAUUCUUUCUUUCUCUUUUCCAUUUUCGUAUCCACCGACGUCAUCGAUCUAUCCCCCCACGCUCCAUCUCUACCAGAGACUUCCGUCGAUUCAUACAUCCUUCCCUUCUUCUCUCCUUCCGAUUCCGUAUUCCAGUUUCGUUCCUUUUGUGAUUACUCUCAAAACCCCUAUAAAAUAUUUUGUUCCUUUUAUUCGAUCGCUCUUGAAUCUUGAUUUUUUUUUUUUGUUUCUGGGUUUUCUCAAAUUUCAAUACUUUGAUUUGAUUCCUUGUAAGCUUUUUGUAUAAAGCAAAGAUCUUUUUGUUGUUUUGGUUUUGGGGAUCUUUGUAUUGUUGAUGGGCACAACUAGGGUUUGCGGGGAGGUUUCUUCUAGAUCUUCGAAAUCGCUUAGCCAGUCUCUCACGGUGUCGACUUCUACCACGGAAACCGUUAAUGGCGUCCAUGAAUUCAAGAUCUGUGGCUAUUCUCUCGCCAAAGGCGUUGGUGUCGGCAAAUACGUCGCUUCCGAAACGUUUAUGAUCGGUGGUUACUCGUGGGCUAUCUACUUUUAUCCUGAUGGGAAGAGUCCUGAGGAUAACUCGUCUUACGUUUCUUUGUUCAUAGCACUCGCUAGCGAAGGAGCUGAUGUCAGGGCUCUCUUUGAGCUCACGCUUGUCGAUCAGAGUGGUAAUGGGAAGCAUAAGGUUCAUAGCCAUUUUGGUAGAGCUCUCGAAAGCGGUCCUUAUACUCUCAAGUAUCGUGGAAGCAUGUGGGGAUACAAGCGGUUUUUCAGGAGGUCCAGUCUAGAAUCGUCGGAUUAUUUGAAGGAGAAUAGUCUCUUGGUUAGGUGCCGUGUGGGUGUAGUGAAGUCAGUUACGGAGGGACCAAGGUGUUACAAUAUACCUGUGCCUGUCUCUAACUUGGGACAACAGUUGGGAAAUCUUCUGGAAAGUGGGAAAGGCUGUGAUGUUAUUUUCCAAGUUGACGGAGAAACAUACAACGCACACAAAUUGGUUCUUGCAACGCGUUCCCCUGUUUUCAAGGCACAGCUUUUUGGCCCGUUAGGAAACCCAAAUACCAAAUGCAUAAUGAUAGAAGACAUGGAAGCACCCAUUUUCAAGGCGUUGCUCCAUUUUAUCUACUGGGACGAAUUGCCUGAUAUGCAAGAGUUAAUGGGCGCUGACACUACAUUGGCUUCUACUCUUGUGGCUCAGCAUCUGCUUGCAGCGGCAGACCGUUAUGCUCUUGAACGGCUUAAAGCAAUCUGUGAGUUAAAACUCUGUGAAGGGAUCGCCAUAAACACGGUUGCAACUACCUUGGCCCUAGCGGAGCAGCAUCAUUGUUUCCAACUAAAAGCAGUGUGUCUCAAAUUCGUGGCAUUGCCAGAGAAUCUGAAAGCUGUGAUGCAUACAGAUGGGUUUGAUUAUCUGAAAAAGAGUUGUCCAUCUUUACUAACUGAGAUAUUGGAGUAUGUGGCAAGGCUUAGUGAACACUCUGUUAUAGCUUCUGGGCAUCGAAAAGAAAUAUUUGCUGAUGGUUGUGAUGCGAACGGAAGACGAGUGAAGCCUCGGUUGCACUAAACGGAAGAGAUUGAAGAAAGAUCUGUGCAUUGUAUAAUCUCUCUAUUAAGGAUAAUAUGGCUGAUCUAAUCCGAUCCAGCAAGUACUAUGAAUUUUUUCAAUGUUUUCUCAUAAAUCAAAGAUCCAAUGAAAUUUGGGGUUUAAUC